CGUGCCUACCCGUACCGUGGACGAGCCCGCUCGCAUCCGAACCCUACCCCUGAAGACUGCUUCAACCCGGUUCAUGCACACCAGUGGAAAUAUCGACGAUGGACGGGCGCUCAAUUCCUCGCCUCGAUGAGGAUCGAUACCGGCAGGAGGUGCUCCAAUUCCCGUCAGAACAAUCGGAGCACGACGCGGAACAAAGGCUCAUUGAGGAGGCGCGCGAGUUGGAUCUCAAAUUGCCAGAGGUGGAAAUUGCAGCUUCUCUGGCAGCCUCAAUGGCUUUCGGUAUGGUCGAUAUCAACGGAUCAUCUGCCGCUUCUCGGCCUUCACUCGAACGCAACUCUGUAUCGGACGUCGUCAGUUCUCGCGCAACCUCCAUCGACCAGCUCGUCACAUCCUUGUCUGCAACAACUGUCGCAUCAGACAAGGCACACUCGCCCAGUACCCGCUCCGCGGCGUCUAUUUCUACGCGCCCUACGUCAUACUGUUCGGUUGAGAGCCGGAGAGGGCCUUCCAGGGAGAGGGGUCAAGGUCACCGUAUUGAACGCAGCGACUCAGCUCCCGGCGCGAGAUCACCGUCAACACGAGAAAGCAAGAGAGCGAGUUUCAUACAGGCCAUGGGGAAGCUCCCCUUCCGAAAGAAAAGAAGGGAAUCAACGGUGCUUCUGCCGUCUAGCGCACAGAUUACCGUGAAGAAGGGAGAGAAUGACGUUGACAAAGUCUGCAUUGAGACGAAGCGAGAGAGGACCCCUACGACCGAUCAUAAGGAACAGGAACAUGUGUUUAAAGUGGAGGUGCCUAUUUUCGAUGAUGCUGCGCUACAGAGGAGUAUACAAGACCCACAGCUGAAAGGGUUGGUCGAGUCGCAUAGGGCGCAGGCGCGGCGUCAUAUCGCGUUUCAAAGAGAACUAUUGAACGCUUUGUCUGAUUCGCGUGAGAAGGCUAUGGCAGAAAGGAGAAGUGAACAUGAACGUGAGGUCAACGAGAAGCGUGAAAAAAAUAUUGUGGAUGCUGCCCGUCUCGAGGAACGGCAACUGGCUGCUGAAAUCGAACAAGAAAUGGAAUUCGAGAAGGCAAAGAUGAAUUCCCGUACCCGCAUUAAACACAUGGAAGGCUACUGCGCCAGCCAUAGUCCGCCUACGACCCCGGGUUCCGACAACAGUUCAGACGCGGAGCGAGCUCGUAUUCGGAAGAUAACACGUCAACAGAAAGAACAGUUGGCCCAGGAGUACCACGACCGCGACUCAAUGGACCGGCUACACCAAGCUAAGAUCAAAGUGCUCAGAGACCGUCAAGAAAUCCAGCUCCAGGACGCAAUCGCGCGGAUGGAAAGGGAGCUGAACGCUCUCAUUGAUCACCACAGCACAGAAUUGGAAGAACUUCAAAAGGAACACCGGCAACAGGAAGAAUUGCUUGUACAAGCCCUCGAUAUGAAGAAGGGCCAGAUGAAGUCUCGUUGGAAUCUUGAGCAGGCCAUCCUGCGCCGGAAGCUCGAGUUGGAGCACGGUCAACCAUAUGGACCUCUUCCCCCACUAUCUUUCUCUGACCUGGUCGAUGAGACAUCCAAUUCUGUCGAACGCAGAAACUGAUGAUAGCAUCGAGCAAGUGCAUUUGUACGGGCGUUGGCUUCGGGCAUUUUGGCUGGCGGGGAGGCGAUGUUGCCUUUCUUUUCUCUUUCUUGGGUUUUAUGACUUGAUGUUUACGUGAUACCCUUCCCUUUUCUCUGAUUUCCAUUGGAUUAUCUCUUAUUACU
Molecule: messenger RNA, 1747 nt
Organism: Paecilomyces variotii
Lineage: Eukaryota; Fungi; Ascomycota; Eurotiomycetes; Eurotiales; Thermoascaceae
Exons: 2
Coding region: 99-1583 (494 amino acids)
Source: RefSeq, a predicted model, not a curated record